Rhizophagus irregularis DAOM 181602=DAOM 197198 is the source of this 330-nucleotide messenger RNA. NCBI's taxonomy places the organism in Eukaryota, Fungi, Glomeromycota, Glomeromycetes, Glomerales, Glomeraceae. The record is from RefSeq and is a predicted model, not a curated record.
AUGUCGUCUUUAAAUCAAGAAGUUCAAAUGUUACACCAUGAAGUUGCCAAUGGAAUGCAACUUUUUCCGCCUCCUAUAAACAAUCCUAAAGAUUUUGAAGAUACUGUUAAGUCAUUUAAACCAAAGCCGUCUCGCAGAAAAGUUCACAUAAUGUCUCUCACGCUAUUAAAUUUUUUUAUCAAGAAGCAAGCUCAAAGGAUAUACAAAAAGUGCGUUGUAGAUAAGGUUGUAAGAGAGUUAUGGAAUUCUACAACUGCAAACAAUAAAAUUAUAUAUAAAGAACUAUGUAAACAAAUAAAUUCAAGGAUUAAUAGUAGAAUUGGAGGUUGA